This is a messenger RNA of Dreissena polymorpha, 420 nucleotides long. Its product is annotated as zinc finger protein 59-like. The coding region runs from base 1 to 420 and encodes 139 amino acids. The record is from RefSeq and is a predicted model, not a curated record. The transcript has a single exon. Gene Ontology annotation, molecular function: RNA polymerase II transcription regulatory region sequence-specific DNA binding; DNA-binding transcription factor activity, RNA polymerase II-specific. NCBI's taxonomy places the organism in Eukaryota, Metazoa, Mollusca, Bivalvia, Myida, Dreissenidae. Gene Ontology annotation, biological process: regulation of transcription by RNA polymerase II. Gene Ontology annotation, cellular component: nucleus.
AUGAGUGAAUCGGAGCUUAUGAAUUCCGCCAACGGUUCGUUGUUGGACAUUAGUUUAGAAGAAGAAUUGUGUACAAGCGAACGGUUCUCGUGUGGAAUUUGUGAGGCCAGUUAUGCUAGGAAAGCCUACUUGAAUCGUCAUUUGAAGACACAUGAGGAUGGAUGCAUAAAGUGCUCAGUGUGCACUCAGUUCUUUAAGACUGAGGAAGAUAAAAGGAAACACAUCGAGGACAAACAUAGGCCAAUCAUGUGCGAAAGUUCUGGAAAGGUUUUUUCCACUCGUAACUAUAUGGAAUUCCACAAGAAAACCCAUGAGGUAGAGGUUGUGAACUAUGGCAAGAAAUGUCCAUUUCCAAACUGUGGGAAGAUAUAUUGGCAGAAUUCUAAAUUUCAAGACCAUUUGAUGAUGCGAUUCAAAUAA